AUGGAAUCCGAAAUCCACAAUCUGGAGCAGAUAGCAUACGGCGCAGUUCUCCGGGCUUUCAAGGCGCAAUCGAAUGCGCUCACAUGGGAGAAAGAAGGUCUGAUAACAGAACUCCGGAAGGAACUAAGAGUCUCAGACGAUGAGCAUCGCGAAUUACUUACCGAGGUCAAUGCUGAUGACCUAAUUCGCAGGAUCAGGGAGUGGAGAGAGGCAGGAGGGAGCCGAAUUGUGGGCCCCAACGGUGCUAACAAUCAGUUACAGAGCCCAACAGUUUCUGCAUCUCGCAAAAGACCGAAGGCAUCCCUAUCGGGAAAUCCAUUUGGCACACAAUCUCAGACGGUGACUGGUACCACACUUCCAUUAGCUUCAGCUUCUAAAUGGGGGCAUAAUUCAGGGAUUGGUGGGCGAAGGACUAAUGCUGGUCAGCCCGCAUUUGCCCCAGCAAAACCUGUGCAACAUCAGUUCAUAGAUCAUAUUUCUUCUGUGGCUCCUGUGGAUGACCUUUCUGAAAGUGUGCGUGACUCAUUAGUUGGCCGAAGGGUGAUGAUAAGAUGGCCUGCAGACAAUAACUUCUAUGAGGCUCUAAUAACUGAAUACAAUCCAGUGGAUGGCUGCCAUUCUUUGGUUUAUGAUAGCAAUACUCCUAAUGCAACAUUGGAAUGGGUUAAUAUCAAAGAGGUUCCGCCGGAGGAUAUCCGGUGGGUGGGUGAUGAUCCUGUAACAUCUCGGUUGGGUGAGAUGGGUGGACCUAACUCUGGAAGAGGGAGAUUGUCUUCAAUGAACCCAUUUGCCAAAGAAAUCAGGCUUCCAGUGAACGAAACUAUAAGGGACGAUUAUGAGGAAAUUGAAAUAUUGCAUACUGACACCUUGAUUAAGAAGGUGGAGAAGGUGCUUGAUGCAACCCAUCCUGAUCUAGCAGAGAUUCACAAGGCUAAGAAGAUGCUUAAGGAACACGAACAAACACUGAUUCAAGUUAUUGAGAAGCUUGCGGCUGUAUGUGACAGUGAUGAUGACCAUCCAUCCGAGCAAGGGCACUCUGGUGGCCAGAUCACCUAA
Messenger RNA from Striga hermonthica, 1056 nucleotides. Lineage: Eukaryota; Viridiplantae; Streptophyta; Magnoliopsida; Lamiales; Orobanchaceae. The record is from the annotation of a GenBank genome assembly.